AUGCGGCGGCAGCGUCCAGCCACCCCUGCCACACGAAUAUACCACGACAUCGUAGUGCAGUGGUCCUACCAGUCACGGGAGGAAGAUCCCUUCAGUUUGACGGACUUUUUCCCACAAGCAAAUCUUCCAGAUAGCACAAAGGGGGACGAGUGGUUGUGGUUGCAGUACGAGACUUCUGGCCGCGGUAGUGUGCUGUCAGGAUCGAGGCUGUCUUCUCCUAUAUCGGAAGAGGACGAGGAAGACCUUCCGCCUCCGCGUGCAGAAGAAGAGGACAGGACCAGGGAAAUUACCAGCCACGAAGAUCAAAUAGUCGUUUUGGCACUAGAUAGCAAGCCCAUGCUGCCUGAGGACGAUGGACCGACCUCGGACGACCGGUUGCUGUCGCCAUACCCUGAAGAGGACUCACCAGAUGACGAUGAGGCGUUGUACAACGUUUUGAGCGCGCUUCGUCGGAGCUACAGUCGACCACAUUCUCCAGGUGCAGGCGACGAAGCCACCACGCUGAAUAGGCUCUUCUCUGAGAAAGGCGAGGACGCAGACGACUUGGAAUUGGGCGAAGGUCUAGUACAUCGUGGCAUGUGCAGGGUGUUCGACUUGCUUGAUGUCGAUAACCGAUAG
Messenger RNA from Sparassis crispa, 618 nucleotides. RefSeq lists its product as hypothetical. NCBI's taxonomy places the organism in Eukaryota, Fungi, Basidiomycota, Agaricomycetes, Polyporales, Sparassidaceae. The record is from RefSeq and is a predicted model, not a curated record. The coding region runs from base 1 to 618 and encodes 205 amino acids. The transcript is spliced from 3 exons.